Messenger RNA from Raphanus sativus (radish), 1551 nucleotides. Its product is annotated as peroxidase 7. The record is from RefSeq and is a predicted model, not a curated record. Gene Ontology annotation, molecular function: heme binding; peroxidase activity. The transcript has 2 exons. NCBI's taxonomy places the organism in Eukaryota, Viridiplantae, Streptophyta, Magnoliopsida, Brassicales, Brassicaceae. Gene Ontology annotation, biological process: response to oxidative stress; hydrogen peroxide catabolic process. The coding region runs from base 237 to 1280 and encodes 347 amino acids. Gene Ontology annotation, cellular component: plasmodesma; plant-type cell wall.
UUCACAUCAAAUUAUCAGUUUAUACUUUAUACAGUUUAUUGACUUCUGUUGUACAAAAAAUCAAAAAUAUCACAUACACGACAUGCAAACAACUCAUCUGAAUUAUUAAAAUACUGAAGGUGUGCUUCCCACGAAUAAUCAUCACAUUUAUUUUCGACCCCCAGUAUAUAAACUACUCGCAGACAUCUCUCGACCAUAUCAAACAAAAUCAAACCCAAUAAAAAAAAGGCAAGAUAAUGAAGUCGGCCGUGAUCUCAGUCUUCGUCCUCGUGAUUCUCGUGGCCUGGCAAGUAUCGGCUGGCAAAGACUUACCGGAGGAGGGAGGAUACGGAGGCGACGAGGAAGAGGACACAAAGUCAUGGUUUCCUUUGGACAAUCUAUUAUCGUUGAGUUAUUAUGAUAAGAUUUGUCCAAAUUUUGAGAAAAUCGUUGAUAGCAAAGUCAGGGAAUGGACAAAGACUGAUCCGUCCCUUGGGCCAGCCCUCCUACGCCUUCUCUUCCACGAUUGCGGCGUCACGGGAUGCGAUGCAUCUAUUCUUCUAGACCACAAAGGAGCGGAGAGAAGAUCUCCAGCAAGCAAAACCCUAAGAGGCUUCGAGCUAAUCGACGAUAUCAAGUCUGAGAUCGAGAAAGCCUGCCCCGGUCUAGUCUCAUGUGCCGACAUCCUAACCGCAGCUAGCCGCAGCGCCACCUACCAACUAGGUGGUCCUUACUGGCCCAACGCCUACGGACGUCGUGACUCCAAAGACUCUUACGCUAGAGACGCCGAGAAAGUCCCCUCAGGCCGCCGUGACAUCACCGCCCUUCUCGAGACGUUUCAGUCUUACGGACUCAACGUUCUCGACCUUGUCGUCCUUUCCGGAGCCCACACCAUCGGAAAAGCCUACUGUGGAACCAUCCAGUCGAGGCUCUACAACUUCAACGCCACCCAUGGAACUGAUCCGUCCAUUGACACCAAAUACGCAGAUUUCUUGCGCCGCAAGUGUCGUUGGGCCUCGGAGACGGUUUACCUAGACGCCACGACUCCGGUGGUAUUCGAUAAUCAGUAUUACAUUAAUCUUCAGAAGAAUAUGGGAGUUUUGACGACUGAUGCGGAGCUUGCGAAGGACCCGAGGACCGCUCCGCUUGUAAAAGCUUUCGCGGAGCAGCCGCCUCAGAUGUUCAGACAUCAGUUUGCUGUGUCGAUGGCUAAGCUGGUCAAUGUCGGUGUCAUCACCGGUGAAGACCGUAUUGGAGAGAUCCGGAGGGUUUGCAGCAAAUCUAACUCCAAACGUUACUGAUUUUUUUUUUCCAAAAAAAAUCGGUGCUGAGUUUAUAACAGAAUCUUGCUUGACAAAUAAUUUCUUGUUUUGUUUCAAUUUUAAUUUUGUGAUACGUUGUCUGAACAAGAAAAACAUGUGAAUCUUGAUCUAUACUAAGAUUUUGUGAUAAGUUAUCAGAGGUUUGUACGUCUGCUUUAUAUUUGAUACUUUAUCACGAUUUUACCAAAUCCAACAUGAUAAAAACGUUAUAAAGGUUUACAAGAUUGAUUGAAAACUAAAACGAUGGCUU